Molecule: messenger RNA, 1792 nt
Organism: Nannochloropsis gaditana CCMP526
Exons: 2
Coding region: 46-1311 (421 amino acids)
Source: RefSeq, a predicted model, not a curated record
ACACAUAGACCGCGGUUCUCCCCUUCUUCCCAGUCGUUUCACACCAUGAAGACCUUCGCCGUGCUCACCCUAGUGUCCCUUGCUAUGUCGCAAGCCUUUCUGGCUCCUACUCCUGCAGCUUUCGGGUCUAGCAGAUCGGGCGUGCGAUCCAUGGCGACUGGUGCCCGUAGCAUGAAAAUGGAGAAUUUCAACCUCCCUAUUGGAGAGGACCAGGCGGAAAAUGUUCCCUCCACCAUUUUGGGAGAGGCCAAUUACCGGAAGUUUGUCGCGUCCUACAAGCCCGAUGGCAUGAUCGUCGGCGGGGCGCGCUACCCUUUGUUCAGGCGAGUCUCGGAGCUUAAGCUGCUGUCUUUGACCGCGGAGACAGGUUUAUUGUCUCGAUUGGAAGAGCUUGGUCUCAGACUGAGUGACCUGGAGAAGUUGCUGCCUUUGGUGGAGGAGCUAGAGCUGUUAUCCUUGGCGGAGAAGAACCAAGAACUCAUCCUGCAGACAUUGGCGCCCAUUGCUAUCGAGCAAGCACCAGCACUCCUACCCAUCCUCACUGGAGUGCUUCGCACGCCUCCCGCUACCUUUUUUGCGGUUGCCGCCGCAGCUUUGGCGGCUGAAGCCGGGGUUGUGCUGGUCAGUGGGAACCCCCUUAUCGAUGUCUUGGCGGGGAUUCCUCUGGUGGGCUUGGCGGCUGUAUCGGCCGCAACAGGCACCAUCCUUUCCUCUGGCGUCCCCAUCCCUUCCGCCGCACCGAGGAGGAUCUCGUCUAGCGGUGGAGGCGCAGACGUGACGCCCGCUUUCAAGGUCGGCGGGGGCAAGAAAGGCAGAGUUAAGGCGGCUAAGGUUGUGGCGUCCGCGCCUGUUGCUGUCGCCCCUCCCAAAAAGUCGGCGGCUCCCGUCGUCCUCGGCCCUCUCUCUGCCCCGGCCAGGGGCGGGGCUCCCACAGCUCCUGCUGCCAGGCCCACCCCUUCUCUGAAGGCCAAGCCUGCGGUAAAGCCCGCGGUGAAAUCAGUCGCCAAACCCGCCGCUAAACCUGCCGUGAAGCUCGCCACUAAAGCUUCCGCGAAACCCGCAGCCAAGCCCGCUGCCAAGCCCGCUGCCAAGCCUGCUCCCGCCGCGAAGAAACCUCUGGGGAUCAAAGCAGCACCCGCGCCCCAAAAGGUAGCGGCUGUGGCAGUCAAGAAGGCUGCAACGGCUCCCGCGCCGGCACCAAAAGCAGUCCCUGCAGCAGCUAAGGCGUCUCCCCUCCUGUCUGCCAAGGCCCCCGCGGCGUCCGGCAAAGGUAGUUUGGCGAAUAUUGCCAAGAAGGUCGCCAAGAAGUAAGCUUUCCUUUGAGACGUGACCAGGAAAAGGAAAAUGACAAAAACCCAUGUGAAGAAAUUGUGGAGGGAAUGAAGGAUCGAUGGUGGCAGUGCCUGUUCACUCACAGCCUGAAGUCCUUGAAGUCUGAUGGAAAUUGGUUUGACUGCAUUCGUCUUCUUAUGGAUCAGAUGUCUGGAACGCAGAAAGAAUGAAGGGUAAGGACUGAAGAGCCGUGAGGAUGUUUGUCAUGUCUGCGUGGCCUCGUGGAUUGUGGGCAGGUUUGGGAAGGAUGGGAUUUUUUUGUAUGUGGUAUCUGUCUGGUGGUUUCAUAUGAAUCUGGCGCGGGUUAAUUACUUUCCUUAGCGUGUAUGGAGCGGAAGUGUAAGGGGAGAAGACGAUAGGUACAAGAAAACGCGGGUUUUUUCUUCGGUUAAUAUAUUCCAUGCAGCACAGCCUUGCAGCUGAGUAUGGAUGACAUGAAAACAGACCAUACUUUGACAAG